This is a messenger RNA of Peniophora sp. CBMAI 1063, 570 nucleotides long. Lineage: Eukaryota; Fungi; Basidiomycota; Agaricomycetes; Russulales; Peniophoraceae. The record is from the annotation of a GenBank genome assembly.
AUGCGGAGCGCGAGGUUGAUCUCCUCCAGCGCGUCUUUGAAGAAUGUGUGGGCUCGGAGGGCACGCGACGGAUCCCGGUUGUGGCCGUUCACGCUAGCUAGCCCAUUUAUUCGUGUGGCUCUGACCUGGCUUACUGGUGGAAAUGUCCAGCACACUCGUGCGCGUGUCUUGUCGCGCAUGAAUUGGCUCCUCGGCCUAGCCGCAGCGGUCUACUUUGUCGUUGACGGCCUGUUCCCACCCCGUGCGCUGGGCACUGCGCUCGGGACCCUUGAUAUUCGUGCAGUCGCUUAUAGGAUGGUCGAGGAUCGUGGUUUUCAACGGACAGAGACUCCCGAUAUAGCAGCGGCGAUGCUGGCGCGGAUGGCCAAUGCGGACACUGUCGACUUCGUUUCCAGUGACAAGCCCGACGUAUUCAUGUGCAGGCUCGACACACUCUACACAUGCCCAAAUGUCACAUCGUAUCGGGCGCGCAUGUACACGGUGCAUGCGUACUCGCUCUCUGUGAUACGUCGUCACGCCCUCGUCGCUAGGGCUCCCAUGAUGCAUCACGACUGGCUGGCAGCUCUCUGA